Molecule: messenger RNA, 1365 nt
Organism: Oncorhynchus tshawytscha (Chinook salmon)
Lineage: Eukaryota; Metazoa; Chordata; Actinopteri; Salmoniformes; Salmonidae
Product: secretory carrier-associated membrane protein 5
Exons: 7
Coding region: 296-892 (198 amino acids)
Biological process (GO): protein transport
Cellular component (GO): recycling endosome membrane; trans-Golgi network membrane
Source: RefSeq, a predicted model, not a curated record
UAAAAAGAGAGAGAGGGGAGAAACGUGACGUCACGUGAUUGCGUUCUACUCCCAAGCUGUCGGUGGGUGAAGACAUUUCUGAUUUUAGUCGAAUUUAGAAUUUCUGUCUCUCGAUUAAUUUCACAAGCGCGUAUUAUUGUGUUUCGUGAAGAAUAUCGUCAUAGAAUGCAAUUGACAGACGUUGCAUAGUAUCAGCACUGCUGGUUUGUGGGGGAAACAAAAGGAGUUUUGAUUUCCAAGGCAAUUGGGUGUUGGAUCAUAAUUAUUUUCAACUGGAGGGACAGAUCCAGUUGUAAUGGCAGAAAACAAUUUCCCUCCCCUGCCUCGCUUCAUCCCUCUGAGGCCAUGUUUCUAUCAGGAUUUUAACGAGAUCCCAGAUGUACACCGUUCCAUGUGCAAGAAGCUGUACUACCUAUGGAUCUUUAACAGUGCCACCUUGGCGGUCAAUCUGAUUGGCUGCCUGGCGUGGAUGUGCGGCGGGGGUGGAGCCACUAACUUUGGCAUGGCCAUUCUGUGGCUCAUCCUGUUCACCCCCUGUUCCUACGUGUGCUGGUUCAGACCCAUCUACAAGGCCUUCAAGACUGACAGCUCGUUCAACUUCAUGGCGUUCUUCUUCGUGUUCAUGGCCCAGGUGGUGAUCAGCAUCAUUCAGUGUAUAGGCAUCCCAGGCUGGGGCGUCUGUGGCUGGCUGGCUACCAUUACCUUCUUUAGCACCAAUAUAGGCUCUGCUGUUGUCAUGCUGAUCCCCACCAUCAUGUUCACUGCCAUGGCUGUCCUCUCCUUCACCGGGCUCACCAAGGUCCACAACAUGUACCGUGACACCGGGGCCAGUAUUAUAUACAGUCUGGUCCAAAAGUAUUGGCAUUUAUAUGGUCAAAUGAUAGGAAAAUAGGGAAGAAAAUACCCUCUAUCUACUGUAAAAUAUGGUAAUAAAUCUUUGAUGUGAUGGGGCUAUUUUGCUUCCGUCCUGGGGCUCUUGUUAAGGUCAACGGCAUCAUGAACUUUACACAGUACCAGGACAUUUAUAAACCCUGGUUGCCUCUGCUAGAAGGUUUGAAACAUGGCCACAAGUGUAUCUUCCAGUAAGACAAUAACCCCCCAAGGACACAUCGAAAUCCACAAAGAAAUGGUUAAUUGACCACAAAAAUCGAAAUUUUGCAAUAACCAUCUCAAUUUCCAGCCAUGAUCGAAACCCCAUUGAAAACCGGUGGUUUGAAUGAAAGAAGGCAGUCCAUAAGUGCAUACAUAGGCUAUCAAGGAUCUGGAAAGAUUCUGUAUGGAGGAAUGGUCUAAGAUUCCUCCCAAUGUGUUCUCCAACUCAUUAAAGAUUUUAGAAAAAAAGCUCUGUGUCGUUAUCCUACCAAG